AUCCUUCAUUCAAAAAAGCAUCAGCUACAUUGAAACCUAAAAGACCAGUGGCACCGGCAAUAGUUACAACUUUGAAUGAUGAGCUGCUCAUGAUGAAUUAUCCAGGAAAUUCUAGAGAUAGCAAUUCGAUUACAAUAAUAUCAAUCCAUCUAUUCGUAUAUGAUAGACAAUCAACU
This is a messenger RNA of Dentiscutata erythropus, 176 nucleotides long. The record is from the annotation of a GenBank genome assembly. NCBI's taxonomy places the organism in Eukaryota, Fungi, Glomeromycota, Glomeromycetes, Diversisporales, Gigasporaceae.